AUGAGCAGUAAAUCAAAUUGUAGUAACUUUGUUCAGCAAUUGCAAUAUCUAGUGAGAAUUCAUCUGUUUUAGCAUGAUAUAAGUAUUUUGAUUCAAAAAAGGGAUUCUCAAUAAGUUACUAUGAUUUAUGAAGACAAAGGCAUAAUUGCCUUUAUAGGAUUCUAUAAGAUUUAUUCGGUAUUCUCUGAUAUGAGUGUAUCCAUGGUUAAUGAAUCAAAUUUAUUUAUAGAAAUUUUUAUGGAAAAUCUAAGCUCAUGAAUAAUUUAUUCUGAGCUUAAUUAAAUAGUGAGAAAAUCGUAUAAUAUCUUCUAGUUAAGAUAAGAAAAUUGAAUUUCGGACAUAGAAAAAUGGAUGCUUAUGUAUUUAGCAAUAAAUGGUUAUAAAGAUAUAGUUUUUGGUUAAAUUUAAAUGAAAAAGGGGAUAAGCUAAUUACUUGAAGUAAGGAU
Molecule: messenger RNA, 446 nt
Organism: Paramecium sonneborni
Lineage: Eukaryota; Ciliophora; Oligohymenophorea; Peniculida; Parameciidae
Source: the annotation of a GenBank genome assembly